AUGCUGCCUGGAGAGGAAUGUCAGGUCCUCAUUGUCCUCACGGCUUCAGCGACAACGGCCUGCUCUUCCUCCGCACGUGAGCAGAACACCGCCUCAUCCAGACGAACACCCUUUUCUGUCUGCCGGAGGCAUGCUCGGUCGCGUCGGUGGCAUCUGCUGGACUAUGUCCUGGACCGGAUGCGAGAUCACAGGGACGUGCUGGUAGCAAAGGCGAUCGCAGGCCAGACGGGUGGGCCGACCAUCGCCUCAUCAUCUCGAAGAUGCGUAUUCACCUACAGCCUCGCAGGAGACCACCAGGUAAGUGGCCAAGGAAAGUUGCCAACCCUUACUUCUCAGCAGUGUGAGAACCUCAUGCCUCUCAUUGGCCUGGUUGCUAGAGAGACAGAAGACAGGCACAAACGAAGUUCUAACUUUAUUUUAAAAAACGUUCUUUAGAGUAGACAGCCAAUUGAGUCCGCUUUCCACCUUCUUUACUCAUGCGGCCUUAACUUUAGAGUCGCUGAUGUUAAAAGACUUUCAUGUAGGAGCAAUUUUCCGCCAAUUCUCGUCAAACUAUUUUCGAUGAUAGAUGUGGACUUUAUUUUCUCCCAUUUGGACCGCUCAGCUCAAUAUCUCAGGGUAAAUAAACUUAUUAUUAGUCAAGAUCAAACUCCACUGCAGCGAAGAGUUUCUCUCACAUUAACAUACGCAAAGCCAUUCCAGAAUUCCACUCAUCUGCCGUUUGCCCACAAGCAGGUUCUUCAUCGGGCGUCAACCAAACCUCCCUCUUAUCUGAGGCGGCCCCAGUCCCACCUAGCUCCUUAACUGAGCACAUUAUUACUGAGUCAGGUGAAACCAGACUCGUUAAAACGCCCCAAAGAACGAAUGAUUGCUCAAAUAUGGCUCCCAAAUUUACAAGAGAGAUUGAUCAUAACAGAAAAGAUGAGCCAAUCCUAGAAUCACAACCGACCCCUAGCACUCAGAAUAAUAAACAAGUUACUCAACCUAGAUCGAAUCCCUCGCGUUCCCGCGCCUGGUCACUCAGUUCUGACCUUGCGCUUACGUCAAGUAAGCCAGAUGAUAGUUCAGGGAGAUCUUUACUUGAUCCUAUCUCGAAGUCUCAACUUAAUGUAAACGCGUCUGUUGUGAAGCCCAAUUGCACACCUGCCUGCAAAAUGCAAGUAAACUGUUUCUCAAAACCCUUACUUCCUCCACCUAACAUAAACUGCCACUCAUAUUAUGUUAAAAAUUCACAAACUCCUAUUUUCAUACCUCCUACUUUUCCAACUAAAUUGGCCAGAACUUUUCUUCAACUGGUUUCAAUUGAAGACUAUUUCGGUAAUAAUGUUUCCAAUUUAUUUUUACACAAUGAAUUUAGUUUCAGAAAAGUGUGCGUAGACCAAUAAAAUUGGUCGUCCUUGAUCAGCGUAUUAAAACCGUUUAGAGUCGCUUUCAAAAAGCAUACAGCAACAGAAGUUCACAACACGAAGGCUGUUUGCUGAUUUAUGAAAAUGUCAAGUUCGAUGUGCACUGGCACUAACAUAGUGCUACUGUUGAUUUUACUCGUACCAUCUUGUGCGGCAGAAACAUGUAUGUAAUAGAAAAUUACGUCUGCAGAUAUACGUGCAAAAUGAUUUAAAACACUUUUGGCAUUUUUCAACAAGUUUUCGAAAUAAUUAAGGCAUGUUCAGAGAUCAUGUACGAUAGUAAAAUGAAGCUAUAAUUGUGUCGAGCCUCAUUUGUAAUAUCAGGUGUACUUUUAUAAUCCUGGCCCUUCAGAAGUAAUACAUCAUCACUGAAGUAAUCAUUCACCUCAAUGAAUUUCAACGUCUAGCGGAGAUUGCAGAUCCGUGUUCACUUUAUCCAUUUUAGCGGGUUUCCAGGUUCAGUCUACAUCGCCAAGAGUGAUCGAAGUACGAUGGAAUUCAUCAUAUGAAUAUAAUUCAACCUGGGAAUUUCGCAUUAUUUUGAAUGAUAGGCUAGUGUCGACAUGUAGAGCCCCUUCGAAUAAAACGAAAUGCUAUUGUUCUAUAAACGACAACAUACCAAACUCGAAAUAUCUCGUUCAACUGGCCGCUUGCAGUUUGAAUGCAACGAGUUCCAAAAGCUGUACACAGUUGCUGAAACCCAAAUUCGUCUUCCUUUCACCUGAAGGUAAGUAUACAUAACCACUUACAUAACUGUCGUGGGCACUCCUCACAUUUGCUGGCGAUAAGCAGCAGAAGAUACUGCUGAAUAUUAUAAUUAUUGAACAAGUAAUCUCUUUCUUCUGAGAAUUAAAAAAACCUACCAAAUAUAUGGGUUCCUUAAUAUAUAUAGUUUCUUCCUACUAAUGAUUUAUGUCCGACGUUUUCUAAAAAUAUCAAAUAAUUUUUUAUACUGUUGUAAAUCAUAAAGUAGUUUUUUGGACUAUUUAAAUGUGGUUUAUUCUAAGUUCUAGAAUCAUAUAUUAUUUAUUAUUUCAAAACACAGACUCCGCAUGAUCCAUAAUUACUUUCGCUGUCGUGACGUACUGGCAACGCUGUUAAAUUGUUUACUUUACUUCAUGGGAAGCCCUUUUUAUGUCAUCGUUUGCGACAUAUGGUUAUCAAAGCAAUCUGUAAAUAACCGUUUCUUGAUAAGCGCGACAAACUGACAGAAGGGAUGAGUAAAUAUUUGUCCGGAAGAACUGCCUUUGAUCCAGCGCCUGGUUGACGCUCAUGGACUCCCAUCUGACUAAGGUUACUGGCUUCUCCGGCAUAGUUAACGUUUGUCCACUUUUAUCGUGCGCAGCAGUUAAUGCAAACUUUUGCUAAGCGAUAGUGUGAACUUUUGACAUAUAAUGCGUUCCUUAGUUGCAUCUUUAAGUUUUAAAAAAUAUGAACUACUGUUUAGGUAAGUAAUGUAGUCAAAUGCGCAAGCAAUGUCUUGUAUUGUGCACCAACCGUAUGAUCUGUAAACCGCUCGUAUGUUCUCACCCCCUGCAUCUUAACUAGUAGACUAAAUGUAGUAUUCAAUUUUUAAGGGAUAACUUAUUUGCAUUUUUUUAUUAUCCGUACAGAAGCAAUUAAAUUGUACAUACAUGCCUCCAUUUUAUAAUCCUAGCUGAAAACUCCUAUAACCGAAAACCAGCAGACAGUUAUCCUUCCCCUUUAGCGGACUAUUUCUCGUGUUUAUCUUGUAUACAAUUCUCCAAAUGUCUCCGAACUGUGAUUAGCAGUCAUGUUUGCAAAACUUUGAGCAAACAUUUUGCUAUUAAUGAAUUCAGGCGCCGAUACAAUUAAACAGUCAUCUUUUGCGUAAACUUAUUUUCCGAGAAUGGCCGAAACUCUCUGCCCGUGCUCGUGGUAAUAAUACUAGUUUGCCCACUUAAUCUCCCAUCUAUUUCUUAUCGUUAUUAUUGGCGUGUUUUUUCCUGUUGUUAGCUAUCUUGUGAAAUUUUUGAGGAAUUUUGAAUUGGGAUGGUGAGUUGGAUAAUUGUAGUGUGUGAGUGAAGUGUCAUGACUGCACUAUAAGAUCGCAUUCGUUUAUACUUCCGAGUUGAUUGUUAUGCAGCAUUUGGAAACAAUUUUUUUUGUCGAUGGGCCGAAUGCUUUCAAGGAGUGAGACACAAACAUUAGACUCAGAAAAAUUACUUGACGAGUACUUGUUAGGCAAAGAUACAAAAACAUUCUCUUGUCCACGAGGUAGAAUAGAAGCUUUUCUGUCACGACCGACGGAUUGCUUCGUGGUCAGACAUAUGAUGCUUGCAGUUCGUGCCAACCUCAAGUUCUUCUGUAUCAACAAUUAGCUUUUUCACAUAUCGACUGAUAUUCGUUUCAGCGAUAUUUCGACGGUAGGUUUUCCUUCAACGUAACCACAGGUCAUUCUUUAAAAAAUAUAAUCUGGAGUUGCUGGAAGGAAAACGUAAUGUUUAAUUCGUGAUACAUGCGCCAUGAACUUACAUAAGCCUCCGUGCACGCGUUCUUGAGCACUAAAAAUAUAACAAAAGCAGGUAGGUAUUUUGCGUAUUUGCACGUCCAAAAAAUAAACUUAAAUGCCUAAUGAGCAAUGAUACAAGACUUAGUCCACUUUCCGGCAUCUGGCCGAAAUCCAACAUAUUUAGUUAAGAUUUAAUAGUACAGCCGAAGAAGCAUCAAUUUUAAAUGUUUUACAGACCAUAAUGUUAGCCGCAUACUUGGCGUGUAAGCACUACUAGCGAGUCCUUUUGAUAAAAAAAGGUCGUUUUUAAACGAAUGUUUAGGAUCUGCGACUUAUCAUAUCUUGUUAAAAGAGGGUUCCUACUAUUUUGAACGCGGAGAACUCCUCUGGGUGGGGUAAAGGCAGACCUAUUUGAGUCAAAUGAUCCCCAAAUAAUAAUAUUUUGCCAAAUUCAAACGUUUGAAUGAAAUAUCUUUCAUGCUGUAUGUGGCUCAUUUUGUUGCAUGUAAAAUAUUGAGGAAAACGAUUGUGGUAGCCGUCAAAAUCUGGAUAGGUAAUGAUGCUUUAGCGUAAACACUAAACGGUCGGUAUACAAGCGUUGCGCCAAACAUCAAAGAACACAGUGGACUUUGUAUCUUAUUGCUGACAAAGUUCUUUAAGCAUCAGACCUCGGGUAAAAAAUCCACUUUUCGCUUAGUAAAAUUGAAGGUCUGGCGGUAAAAUGACUGGACCUGUACAUUAUAGCCAAUAUGGUUCAAACUGCUCAGUAAGCAUUGGGAAAAGUCCCAGUAAAACUAUGUGCUGCAGAACGAAAACAAAAGCAGUCUACAAAUGGGGAUAAUUACAAAUGAGUAUUUACGUUUGUGUAAUGCAAUAUAAUUAUUCACUGAAUGCGUUAUACGUUUUAAGUUGAAUGCAGUUUGGCAUUCUUUAGGGACUCUUGAUGUUGUUCGUUAUCCGAUAUUUUAGCACCAAGUUCAUUUAACGCAACGGCAGUUGACAAUCAAAGCAUCGCGUUUGCCUGGGAAACUCCUGUACAAAACAUGAUGGAACUCUCUAUAAGUCUCUGGGUGUGGACAAGUGGGGCCACAAUUCGAUCUCCAGUGGACUCUUCCGCACAGAGGAGUGUUGUGGGCGGUCUAAGUCCUCUGACGGAAUAUUACACCAUUUUAUCCUUUGAAAAUAUGAAUAACAAUUUGAAGGAUAUCUGCAACCAGACAAUAAACGCCAUAACUUUUCCAAACGGUAAGUUAUUGUCUAUUUCAUAGUCAGGGAAGCAAAACUACUUAUCCAUCUAAGGAAGUAAGUUUGUUAACAAGUAGUGUGAAAGGAAGACAUUAAAGUAUACCGGCCAGAUGUUACUGAUUACUGCUCGUCAUCAUUACUAAAUACAGUCUCAAAUAGGACUUCCGUCGGUAAAGAAAUUUAAAUUUGAAGGACAUUUGUUCUUAAAAUUUUUUAUCUAGUGCAUGUUAUGACGUGAACAUUGUUCCAGUACGUCUGGUUAAUAAAAUAGUUGUAGAGGAAUAUCCUUCAUACUAUCGAACUGGUAUGGAAAUACUUCCUCUUAGCAUGCAAGUAUACCUAUUACGCUUACAGAGAAACAACCUUAAUGAAAUCGUUGCCAAACCGAUAUGUAACAUAGGUUAACUACUGUGAUUUAUGGAGGGCCCUCGUACACAAAGCAUGUAACUGUAGACAAUGCAUUGUCCUUAAGGAAGAUGUCAGACUAGGCAUCUACCUUUUUGCUGGAGAACUGCUUUCAACAAGCCAUUGAAGCUGCAGAAGUGGGUGGCGGUCGAAAUUAAUUUAGCCCCCAUAAAGACAAGCAGGAAAUCAUUGAUUACGCGAUUGUUACAGAACACAACCAAAGUAUCCGUUUUGACGGGCAGCAAUAAGCAUUCCAAAAUAAACCCAAUUUAAAAAGGAUAAUGUUAUACAUGUUUCUUUAUUAUAGCCUGCCAAAUACGUACCAAGUGUCUCUAUUUAGGAGGAUUUACUUUUAGCCUGCAUUUGCUGUCCAAACUGAGUUUUUUUUCUGAUUUUUAACAAGCUCCAACAAUAAGUGUCAGCGAUAUUGGUGGCGGCAGGAUCAGGGUUACGUUUGAACACAUGGAAAAUGGAGAAAAAUUUAAUGUUACUUACAUUGCUGUGGCGACAGACUCGGCUGGAUCGGAAAGAAAGUGCUCCGUCAGGGCUACUAGCCAACCCGUUAGCUGCGCCAUUGAGGGGCUCGUGUUUGAAAGAGAAUACAACAUCGUCGCUAGGGCCUGUGUUAAUGCGCAAUGCAGUGUGAACUCGCCAACAGUUAACGUGAGACCGCAGACGGAUGGUGAGUGAAUUAUAAACAAACUCUGCCAGUUAUUGAAUAACACAUUGUGUUCAGUUUCAACUCAACGUAGCGCUUUCAUAUUUCGUAUAACACAUCCCCCUCCAAACACUGAAUGCAAAUAUUAGAGGGCCGUUAGUGCGAGAUACAAGGGAUGAAUGAAAAUGUUUUGGAUUUAUUUCAAAACACGUAACCACUUGUUAUGCUUAAUAAUAAGUUCAUAGCGUCCACGUAGUCCUCAGACUUAAGCUCGUAAACUUGUGUCUAAAAUAAACACUUUUGUUUAUUUGUGAUAAAGACGACUACAGGGAAAUAGUAUAACAGUUUAUAUAUUAAUUAAUUGGGGCUGUAUAUAAUAAUAAAUGGAAACGAUAAGGCGGAUUGAAAUCCAAAAAUACCUCGAUGAAUUUUGAUACAAAUGCUUUGCAAGUUUUCGGCAACUUAGAGGCCUCCUUCCGAAAAAAAUAGAAAAGUGAAAGUUAUCAUUGUGGACUUUUUAAAGACAUAUACAUAUUACCUAUAAGAUAGUAUGGGAGCAGUCAUAGCAUUUCUUUUUUGCACUUAAACCGUUUGAUUUUACGUUCUUACUAAUUAUAGGUUAUAGAAUCGUUAAUUCUUUAAAGCAGUACCUAUUAAGCUUAUGCUAUGAUGUGUUAUAGUGUAGAAAUUCACCUAAAUUAUUUCUUAAGGCACAACCGUGUAUCAUUUAGUAUUAAAUAAUAGGGAGAGAAUACGCACUGGGCAGUAGUGUAGCCUAGUUACAGAAACGGAAGUCGUAAAGUCGUGUAUGACAAUGGCGAGAAAUCUCAUUCUUUAUUUCCCCAAGAAUAAAGAGAGCAGAACUGAAUGCAGAAUAGACUAAAUUACACUGCCAGACGGCACCUAUAAGUCGAAUGGUAAAAUGUAGCGCACUUUUUUAACCUAGGGACCUGGGGUGCAGGGCAUUUGCACUGUGACUAUUUUACUGUACCAAAAAGUAGAAAUACCAGUCUCUGAUCUAGACGCCAGCCAGCGUGGCGCAGUCGACAUGGGUCAAGCUGUAUUAAGAAGCAAAUAUCCUGUGCCGUAUUAUGCUGAUAAUAAAAGAUCAGUUUAAAUUUAGUAAGCUAACUUAUCAUUUGGAAACAAGAAAAAGGAAAACAACGCCACGACAAAUGAAGGGGCAAACACAAAAGGCAAAUCAAGUGGACUGAUAACGUCGCUCUUGAUAAUGCCAUCGAACAUGUAAUUAUUUUGUAAAUUGUAUUGUCCAUAAACAUAUUAUUGAGAUAUUAUGCAAAGAAAUACAAAAUGCAAAACAGCCGCUUUUAGUGGAAUUAACUCAGUUACACAUACAAUGUAUAGUAAACAGCAGUAACGCAUGGUGGACCGGUUGAUUUUGGCCAUUCUAAAUGGUAGACCCAAGGCUGUGGCAUCCCGCCUCCGCCCAUCAGUCCUUGCCUGCCUUGCUCUAUAAAACCAUAGCUGACUAUUUUCAAUGGCGCUCAGUCGGUUAUAUGAGAUAAUCUACUUUCUGUUUCAACGGAGGUCACGAUAAAUAAUUUUUGGGUUCUUCCAUAAUUAUCCGCCUAGUUCACAGCCAUAACAUGCAUGCCUACUCCAACGGCGUCAGACAGCAAAUUUACAUGCGAGUAAGAUGCGAUUGGCGAUGUUAAUUCGUCUGACGUAUGGGAUACUCACGUCAAUAUAUACCACCGCAACUUUUAUGCAUCUGUCGCCCUCCCAUUCACAUGUACAAUAUUCUAGUUAGGUAAAUGACGGACUUUUUGUAAAUGCAUGGGUGCGCUUGGUAUUGUCCAUUAUUUCGCGUUUGUGACAGUUUGGUUAAGGUAUCUAUUGCAUCGCAAUUUUUCGACUGCAAAAGCCUUGUUUUUUGACAACGCGGACCCCGUUUCGGCUGACAUAUGAAAACCUCACUUUGGAGUCACGCAAUGGGGAGCUUGCUUUAACUCAGUCGCGUUUCAGUGAUCUUGAGGUCGCAUUUUGCUCAAUUAACAUGCAACAACGAGAAAAAAUCGCAUGCCUAGGUAAACGAGUUAAUUCAGUUGAUCGAACUUACAGAGUUAAAUGUCAAAGAAAAGUAUCGCCAAGCGUCAGGAUAGCCUCGCAUAUUCAUAAUAUUUUAGUUGGAAACAAGUAGUGCGACAUUUGUAAUGGCCUUCCUCUCUGCCCAGCUGCACUGAAGACGCUUUUAUGAAGCCGUCUACGGCAGGAGUGUCAUCUUUCAACCCUAGACGUCAUGGAUUCAGGACUGCUGUGGACAAAUUAGGGACACGAAAUGAGAAUUUUAGUUCAAUUCGGUAGCUCUAAAAUGUCCUCUAAGGUCGCCCUACUGUCACACAGAACACGUCGCAAGGAAGCACGCUUGUUAAUUGACUUACAAAGGACAUUCGUAUUUUGGCCAAGACCUCAAGAUGGCAAAUCGUUAAAAUGGCCAAUUUAGAUGACACUACGUCUUUGGUGGUCUACGUGGCUCAAGGCAUUAUUAGGAAUUUGCAUUUGCGUCUAUGUCAGCCCAUGGUAGCUUCUUUUCGCUUGAGCUCGGUAAUGUCGUCUGGAUGUCUGAAUAUACAGUGUCUUGCAUUACUAGUAAAAUAUUUGGGCUAUGCGAGAUCUGCAAUGAUAAAAAUUAAUAAUUGUUUGCGUAUGCCGGUACGUCCUACAGGAGAACUCACUGUUUUUUACACUACCGUCCACUGAUUUGUGAAGUUUUAGGAUGUACGUGAGAAUGCAUUUACAUAUAUCGUUUAGGUUCGAACUACCACAAGUUAACUAAAAUUCAUAUAGUGUUUUCGCCCUAAAUAUGCAGAAAUUACGCCUCCAAGUUGUAGAAAGCAACCUGCAUACGAGUGGACAUGUCAUAAUUUAAGCGCUAGUACUGGACUGGAUUUUACUAAACUAAGUGACAUUUUUACGCAUGGCUCGCUUUUGCCUACUUAGAUGCUGAUCUCUCGUGUAUGGUCGUGCUUUCUUCCUCAUGUUUUUAUUCGGAAGUUUACAUUAUCUGAGUGGUAGCAAGUAAGAAAUGCCCGUUUUUAUAUGUUUAACUAGUUAUACUAAUAAAUUGAAACGACAAACCAUUUAUUGUCGCUUUUGACAGUUUUUUUUUCUCUUCGAAAUCAAUUACGUUAUUGCUUAGGGGUCCAAAGAUGAGAGCUCCCGGUCUAGUUUUGCCGAUUCUUAAACAUCCUGUCCGCAGAUAUUUAAGUUAGAUUCAGACUCCGUUGAACAGCCACUUCCUGCACGAUGUGCGUCUAAGAGUGGUCAGAGGUCAGUGUCAAUUAUCGCUGUAAUAAUACUAGUCAGCACACAUCAUUACCCCAGGGUAACCAGUGCUGAGUUUUCGUUGUUUAACAAUACAUCAGGGCAUUUUUUGGCAGUGUUGGAUAGAUUUGGAACUUCAAAAGUCGAAUUUCCAAGUAUAUAUGUCGAUUGCGUUGAAAGAUCUAACUAGUAAGUGAUUUCAGGACAGAUCGCUAUGCUGUUUAUCGGCUGCAUUUACCAAAUGAAUAUGACAACAAUAUUGGACCAACGAAAAAUUACUUGAUCGAAUUUGUUAUACAGCAAUAAACGAACAAAACCUUCCCUGUAGGACAGAAUGAAAAUGUCUUCGGGAUAUUUUACAGUACAAUACCAAAAGUUAACCAGAAUGCAUAUUGUGCUGUGUCCUUAACACUCCAUAGAUAACCCUCAAAAUAACUUGAAAGCAAGAUGGAUAUAAGGGCGAACGUUAUAUUUUGAGAGAGGAUUCGGAAAAAAUGUUUUACACACUAAGUGGCAGUAUAUGUUUGAAUGGUUUUCGACCACUUGAAUACUGGACCGCCGUGUACACACACGUGCUCAAGCCCAAAAAUCCUCCUACGAAUUCUGCUUAAUUUUCUAACUACAAUUAUUUUGAUUCGUGUUAACAAUGACCAGAAAAGCAAAAAACUGUCUAUAACUAUAACAUGCGUUUUGAUAUUUCCUGUUUCCUUUAGAAACAACCACUGUGACGACAAAUGCUACAGCUUCGCCCUCCCCAACGCCGUCAGGCGGUAAGUUGACAUUUUCAGAAAGUCUUCCAAGUAGAUGGACGUUUACCGAUCAGUUGGGGGAACUCUCUCGCCUCGUUGGGUUUUCAGAGCUCGAUAUAAAGACCCGCCGCAGUCGCGCAGGACUAACAUAAUAACCACGAAUAGAUUUCCAGCAUCGACAAGCAAUGGGCGCUUCUGGCUUAUUGGCUGCCAUUAGCCAUCCACACCCAACCCUUAGCUUUGCUACCCUCAUAACUUGAAACGGCGACCUUUUGGUUAGAAUUGCAACGCCCGGACUCGUUUUUUUGCUGUCGUCAAUCAGCAUUAUUAACAUUGGCAGGAUGGAAGGGGGGAGUGGAAAGGCCAUUUCUGGCUUAUUAGCCGUCGUCAGCCAGCCAUAUCCAACCCCAAAGUGUGGAACGCCCGAGGCUCGAUCUCGCGACCUGUUAUUUAGAAGUCAAUGCCUCUAACCAUUGGGCGACGAGCCCGUUGCCUUGUCGGUUUCGAUCGGGAAUAUACAAUUGUAGUGGGCGCUCACCGAUCGUUCAUACGGAACUCACUCGUUCCGUUGUGCCUUAAGGGCUCUCUCUCGAUCCUAACCAGCAGCCGCAGAGCGGCGCAUGAUACAUAGGCAGAAUGGCAUUACCGACAAAGACAAAGAAGACUGGAAUGGCCAUUUCUGGCUUAUUAGCCGUCGUCAGCCAGCCAUUGGGAUGUGGAGGUCCUGCAAUCAGUUACGUGACUCAGUCUUCACGUUGUGCUUUCGAUGCUGUUCAUGAGACGGCCUGCAGGGCUCAAUGUCAGGUCGCGGAAGGACAACGGGACGUUUGAAUUCCCUAAAUCAUCGGUGGACCUCUAUCCGCCAAUGUUCGUAUUCCAGAUUGAGACCGACAACACUGUGGUUUGUGUUAACAUUGACUAGAAAAGGAAAGUACCGUCUAUAACUAUAAAAUUCGCUUAGCUAUUUCCUGCUUCUUGUAGAAACAACCACAGUGACGACAACCGUUACAGCUUCGCCCUCCCCAACGCCGUCAGGCGGUAAGUUCACAUUUUCAGAAAUUUUUCCAAGUAGAUGGACGUUAACCGAUCCGUUGGGGGAACUCUCUCGUCCCGCUGGGCUUUCAGGGCUCGAUAUAGAGACUCGCUGUCGUCGUGAAGGAUUAACAUACAGUGCGUGACCUAACUCAUGAAAUGUGUCGAAAUUUACGAAUGAUUGCCAAUCACUCGCAAACUGACAUCAUUUCAUGAGUCAAAAGUCUAUGUUUAUUAAGUACAAGUUUAAAAGAAUUAAAAACAUUAAAGAAAUAUUUUAGGCAGUGUUCCUUUGUUUAGAAAUGUCGAUUUAUUUUGAAAAGCUCAAUAUCUCGAAAACGUCGAAAAUGACUCUUAUUAAGUAAAGUGCGUUUUUAGAUGUAUAGAAUGUAUUCUCGUACCAAAAGCGUAGCAAAUAUGAAAGUAGACAAAAAAUCACGUCUAAUAACUGCGUUUCAGUGAAGUUUACAUCUAAGUAUCGUUAAAUAAGUAGUGUGACUUCAUAUAUGACGGUUUGUCAACUGCCUACAUUCUGGGCGUAGAUUCCAAAACAAUUUUCCAGUGUGUCAUAAGUUCAUUAACGAUUUGGGAUUAAAUAAGACGGAUUUCAACAAGAGAAGCUAGAUUUUGCUUAAUUUUGCCGAUGGGGACCUGGUAGGAUCAAAAGCUUUCACAAGGUCACAUACCAUGAGGCCGGUCGGUGCCUAAUAAAUUUAAACAGAACUGGCAAGUGUGAUCGUAAACAUACCAUUUAGUGUUUCUAGGGAAUAACUUUCUCCGGUUUAAUUAAUUUAUACUUUUCUUUCGUUUUGGAUUACUCAGAGUUUCAGAUUGGCCUCUAAAUAUUGCUGAAUACUUCAUGAUUUUCAGUGUUUUCAGCCGAUCGCCCAUAAAGACAGAUUCGGAAUUACCUGUUUGUUGAGGACUUUAAAAUAAGAUUGUUCUUGAAGGCAUUUACCGAAUUAGAUAGUGUUCAGGCGCUUCUUUUCACGAAGAUGGUCGUUUGGGUCAAAGUUGAAGACUCACUCAAACAUCAAACUUCAUUUUCGAGAAAAAUUACUGUCGACAACGAAAGUCAGCAACGAAUAUGCCUUUGGAUCAAUAAGGAAACAUUCCUUUAUAAGUCACCUCUUUAGGAAGGGCUUUAUUACUGCACUCCGUCGACGGAUCUCUGUGUACUUUGCAUUUUUGCACGGCGAGGCCAAGUAAAAAUUUGAAACUUCUGACCGUUUCUUUCAUGUUCCUAAGAAGUAGUAAUAUUUUUCUACAGUGAACGUAAAAGCGUGCCUUUCUCUAUAUACCGAGGGCAUUUCCACUGUUUUUGCUCGCUUUUAGACUCCGUUCUUCGAUUAUGAAUGCACGCCAGAGCCUUCAUAUAAAUACUGAUAUUUUGCUGAAAGUAAUUAUGUUUUGCUCGUUCUAUAUCUCAAUGAGAUAUGCACGGGAGCUAAAUAACACGACAAGUAAUGCUUCAUAUGUUUAAGGCUGGAAUUGACCAUUCCGUUGUGGUCAUCUAUGUGACAUCAGGCAGAAUUUUCCAAACGGCAAAAACAUUUCAGUCCACUUAAACGAGGGAAUCUCUAUCUGCGUUAUUUUUGCACUUUAGGGCACCAAUUCGCACAGAUCUGCUAAUUUCACAUUUAGAAAUUGAUAAAAUUUGUUGUUUUCUUAAAAUAAUCUUUUCGUUAGGAGAUUGAUAACCAUGGCCAACAUCGGACAUGAAAUAAAAUUCCUAGUCCGGCUAAAUCUGUUUAUUAAAACUCUCGCGGGUAAAUUGCUAUCCUUGGGAUGAAAAAGUCUGUUAGCUGCGUAACCGGAGUCUACGACGUGUGUUAGCAUACGCAAAUGCACGAAUAUAUUCCAUAGUCCAUUUUCGCUAAAAAUUUACUGACAUUUUUCUUGAUAUGAUUACGUAAACACAAUUUCUGAACAGGAAAAGGACAUUACAUUGAAGGACGUGAGUGAGCGAACAAAUAGGCCACGUUAAAGGCGUCUAAAGAUUCUCUGAUUAGUUUCCGUUUUCAGAUUUCAUGAGAUAGGUCACGUACUGUAAUAUCCAGGAAUAGAUUUCCAGCAUCAACAAAAAAUGGCCGCUUCUGGUUUAUUGGCUGCCAUUAGCCAUCCACACCCACCCCUUUCUUUGCUACCCCCGAAACUUAAAACGGCAACCUUUUGGUUAGAACUGCAACGCCCGGACUCGUUUUUUUUGCUGGCGUCAAUCAGUAUUAUUAAAAUUGGGAUGUGGAGGUCCUGCAAUCAGUUACAUAACUCACUCGUCCCGUUGUGCUUUCGAUGCUGUCAAUGGGACUGCUUGCAGGGCUCCAUGUCAGGUCGCGGAAGCACAACGGGGCGUGUGAAUCCCCUAAAUGAUCGGUGAACCUCUAUCUGCCAAUAUUUGUAUUCCGGAUUGAGGCCGACAACACUGUGGUUUGUGUUAACAUUGACCAGAAAAGCAAAGUACCGUCUAACUAUAAAAUUCCCUUAGAUAUACCCUGCUUCUUUAAGGAAUAUCAACCGGAACGACAACCGUAACAUCUACGCCCUCAACAACGCCGUCAGGCGGUAAGUUGACAUUUUCAGAACUUUUUUUGGGCAGUUGGACUCUCACCGAUUAGUUAGGGCAUCAUUCGCCUCGUUUUGAUUUCGGGCUAAUCCGAGAUCACCUUCGGUCCUCGCCUAGCGACUUGCCUUACAUCCAGUAAUAGAUUUCCGACAUCGACAUGGUAGACUGGAAUAGGCAUUCCUGGCUCACUAGCUGUCGUUUACCAGCUACAUCUACGACUGAGGUUUGCAACCCCUCAAGCAUGGACUGGCGGAAAUUCCAACGUGCUGAUUUGUUGUUCUACUGGUUUAAAUCAGAGAACUUACAUUUGAUAGAUGGGCGCUGGCGGAUGGGUAACGGAACUCAUCCACCCGUUGUGUUUUUAACGUUCGCUAGCGAAUAGCCGGCGGAGCUCUAGAUUAAUUCUCAAAAACACAACAGGGCGAGUGAAUUUCGAAGACAACCAGCGAGCCUCUAGCUACCAGUAUUAAAAUUCCUCAUCGAAACUGAUAGGAAAAUGAGUCCGCGGCUCAGUGGUUAGAGACCAUGGACUUUAACCAACAGAUCAGGGGUCCUAAUUGAGGAGGUUGCACGCACUGGGUUUGGGUAUGGCCGGCCGAAGACGAUUAGUAAUGUAUAAAUGACCAUUCAGAUUACCACUGGCCUUUUUGUAAAUCUCCCUUUGAGUUUUAUAAGUGUACAUUUAUGGAAGCGAGGGUAUGCACAUCGGGUGUAUCCCUGGACAAUUUUAUUACUUUUAAUCAAAAAUAGAGAUUGUGUGCAUUUUAAAUGCCCAGCUACCCUCGCUGUGCAUCUUAUAUGUUUACAGUUUUGCGGAUGCAAACAAUUAAACUUUUGCACUUAUUCUUAGUCUUUUUACACUGUCUGCACGUUAAAUUUUUUACUUUUUACAUUAGAAAGGUCUUUAGCUUCACAUGACUAUUCUUUAAUGCAUGCGUUAUUUUCUGAAUUCUGUUUGACUUCCGAGCAAGCACAAGACGUGUCCUCAAUAUUUAAUUAUUGAUCAUUCUCAGCGGUUGUUUCCAGGCACCUGUAUAUUAUUGCUACAGACACUAACUUUACGUUGGUCUUCAAGCUGUCGAUAAAGCACCCUUAUCUUCUUCCUUGUCUUCUAGAGAUUCGAAGCAAGCAAUGCCAAUUAUGUCACUUUCAUGCAUGAAAAAUUGUUCAAUAAAAGUCAACGAAUUCACUGCAUCUUACACGUUUGUUUGCAAUUGCAUUGUAGACUCAAAUACGCUUAG
Molecule: messenger RNA, 15057 nt
Organism: Spirometra erinaceieuropaei
Lineage: Eukaryota; Metazoa; Platyhelminthes; Cestoda; Diphyllobothriidea; Diphyllobothriidae
Source: the annotation of a GenBank genome assembly